AUGCCUGGCCCCGGCUCGGCCCCGCCGCCAUCCGCCUCCCAAGGCCGGCCUCCUCAACAGUCGCCUCCAGCCAUUGACCCUUCGGUGAUCAAACUCACCAGGGGCACUAGCUGUGUCUUGUGCCAACAGCGCAAGGUUCGCUGCGACAAAAACAAGCCCUGUGCAAACUGCGUCAAGGCCGGUGCGGAAUGUCGAGUGGUCGCUCCGCAGCCUCCGAGACGCCGGCGCAAGAAGCUGCAGGAAAAGGACUUGCUUGAGCGGCUGCGCAAGUACGAGACUCUCCUUGCACAGAAUGGCGUCAAAUUCGAUGCCAUUGAUCCCGAGUACAGGGCCGAUGGUAACCCCGGCGACGACGUUGACGAGUUAGAGACCGACUUUGAGGGUUUAAAAACCUCUCCAGAGGCACUUGGCUGUUCUAAUCGCGGAGCCAGUGAGCAGCUGUUGAAAGACUCAUCCGAAGAUGAGGAUGACAACUUCAAGAAGGGGUCUUUCAUUCAUUCUGCCUUUGACAAGAUGUUUGAAAACCAAGAUGGCUUCCCGUUCAUCAUCGGGGGCUCCUUUGCUCCCGUCACUCACAUCCACCCUUCUGCCGUCCAGGUACUGCAGCUUUGGCAGAUAUACAUUGACAACAUUAAUCCCCUGUUGAAAAUCACGCAUGUACCUAGCAUCCAGAGCAAGAUCAUCGAGGCGACUUCUCGACCUCACGAGGCCCCAAAGAAUAUUGAGGCCCUCAUGUUCGCCAUCUACGUAAUCUCCAUAAACUCCAUUGAGGAUGCCGAAGUCCAGAGGAUUUUUGGAGAGACGAAACAGGAACUCCUGGGCAGGUAUUUUCCAGCACUCCAGCAAGCCUUGGUCAAUGCUAGUUUCAUGCGGAUUCCCGACCCUUUGACACUGCAGGCGUAUCUUUUAUAUCUUAUGACCGUUCGGUGGUAUAUAGACCCGAGGCAGGUGUUCUGCAUGAUGGGCAUUGCCAUUCGCAUUGCCCAGCGGAUGGGCCUUCACCGAGACCCGGACGGCUAUGGCCUCUCUCCUUUCGAGGUCGAACAGAGGCGGCGGUUAUGGUGGACACUUGUUUCUUAUGACCGUCGAGUUGGAGAGAUGACUGGUUCAACAGUCACCGCUCUCACCUCGGGCUGUGACUGCAAGAAGCCUUUGAACGUUAAUGAUUCUGACCUCCACGCAGAUGGCAAGGAACCGCCGAAACCACACACUGGGCCCACAGAAAUGCUUUUUGCCCUGACACGUGUCGAGCUCUCCAUGGCCGUGGCGAGCAACAGCAAUCGAGACAGCUUCAAGAUCAACCCGGAGAAGAGUGCCGGCUCCCCGCAACCCGGAAAGCCACUCGCUGUGACGGUCCGUCUGGCUGGCCAAGAUACUCCUCCGUACACUCUUGAAGGAUUCUGUGCUCACAUGGAGGGCACGUAUUUGACCCAUUGCGACGCCAAGAUUCCUCUUCACUUCUUCACCAUGACAAUGACGCGAGCGGCGCUCUGCAAGAUGCGAAUCAUCAACUAUCUUGUGCGGAGACACAACGGCGAACCCAUACCGCUAAACGAUGUGGAACGAGAUGCCCUCACCACGCAAGCCAUUGUUUGGGUAGAGCAUGAUAAUGUAGUCAUGUCCUCGGAGAGUCUUCGACCGUAUAGAUGGUACGCGAUGCAUUAUUUCCCGUUUCCAGCAUACAUGUUCCUUGUCCAGGAACUACGCAAGCGCAUGUCGGGGCCGCUGGUAGAGAGGGCCUGGGCGGCAAUCGAAGCGAAUUAUGACCUUCGGGGUUUAUUAUCCAAUCUUCACAGCCCAAUGCAUGGGGUUUUCAGCGGCCAAUUCGUCAAAGCCUGGGCAGCCCAUUACGAAGCCCAGCGAGCUGCAGGAAAGGAAAUUCCCAUACCGCGAUUCAUGAAGACUCUUCAGGAGCGUGUCGAGGCGAAGCGAAGGGCACGCUCAGAGAACCGUACUGGCCCCAGCCCCAGCCAGGAGCAGCCACCGGUGGCCUUUCCUCGGGCACGUAACCGCGAGAUGUCGUCGACCUCGCUGGACAACGCCGUUAUGAUGACUCCACCGGUGGACCAGACUGCCGGGUUCGGUACCACUCAGCCAGCCAUGGCGCCUCCUAGUUCGGCUUCUGGUGAUGACGGAGAGAUGGAUUGGUCAUUCCUCAUGGCUGGCUAUCAGGAUGCCGAUACGUUUCAAGGCUUCACGGGGCCUAAUCACGCUGGCUUCGGGAACGGCAUGAGCGGAUUCGGCGGGCCAGGAGGGCAGGGAGGAAAUAUGUUUGGAAACUAG
Molecule: messenger RNA, 2283 nt
Organism: Trichoderma virens Gv29-8
Lineage: Eukaryota; Fungi; Ascomycota; Sordariomycetes; Hypocreales; Hypocreaceae
Exons: 3
Coding region: 1-2283 (760 amino acids)
Biological process (GO): regulation of DNA-templated transcription; DNA-templated transcription
Molecular function (GO): zinc ion binding; DNA binding; DNA-binding transcription factor activity, RNA polymerase II-specific
Source: RefSeq, a predicted model, not a curated record